This is a messenger RNA of Fusarium verticillioides 7600, 1173 nucleotides long. RefSeq lists its product as hypothetical. The coding region runs from base 1 to 1173 and encodes 390 amino acids. Gene Ontology annotation, cellular component: plasma membrane. Gene Ontology annotation, biological process: transmembrane transport; nucleobase transport. The record is from RefSeq and is a predicted model, not a curated record. The transcript has 3 exons. Gene Ontology annotation, molecular function: nucleobase transmembrane transporter activity. NCBI's taxonomy places the organism in Eukaryota, Fungi, Ascomycota, Sordariomycetes, Hypocreales, Nectriaceae.
AUGAACCGUGACACACGGCCCCUGCCCCUGGAAAGACGUACCUAUGGUGCCUGGGAGUUCGUGGGCAUCUGGGUCAUCACCGGCGCCUUCAACGCCGGUGGCUGGAUGACCGGCUCCUCUGUCAUCGCUCUCGGGCUCAACGUCUGGCAGGCCAUGCUGACCGUCAUCGUCGGCAACAUUCUCGUCGGCAUCAUCUGCGUGCUCACGGGCGCGCCAGGGGCCAAGUGGCACAUCGGCUUCUCCAUUCUGCAAAAGGCGUCGCGGGGCAUGCCAAGGGGAGCCGCCGGGUGGAUGCUGGUCCUCGGCAUCUGCACCAACAUCGGUGGCAUCAGCACCCACAUCUUCAGCCAGUCUGACUUCACCCGCUUUGCACGCCGCCCCGGGGACCAGUUCCUCUCGCAGCUGCUCUUUGUGCCCCUGAGCACCGUCGCAGUGGCUCUGAUCGGCAUCCUGUGCACCUUCUGCGCCUCCCAGCUCUUCCCGGAGACCAACGGCACGUUGCUGUGGGAGCCGUACCGCAUGUUGGCCACUGUGCAGACCAUUUCGACGACCCCCCCCCGCGCGCGGGUUGCCGUGGCUUUUGCCAGCCUGGCUUCUGUCGUGGCACAGUUUGGCAUCUCUGUCGCCGAGAACGCGCUGUCCAACGGCACUGACCUCUCGGCUCUGCUGCCGCGUUACUUUAACCUCCGUCGUGGAGGCUACCUCACUGCGGUCUUUGAUUUCGUCAUGCAGCCUUGGGAGCUCAUGAAUGGUGCGAGCAACUUCCUUACCGUCAUGGGCGGGUACGGCGUCUCCCUCGGAUCCAUGACGGGAGUCAUGUUCUCGGACUACUAUUUGGUGCGGCAACGUCGGCUCUUGCUGACCGGUCUGUACGAUGCGUCUAGCACUAGUAUCUAUUGGUAUUGCCUCGGGUCAACUGGCGUGCCCCUGUGGCCUGGCUCGCCGCGACCUGGCUACUUCUCCCUGGCUAUGUUCGCCGCGUGCAGGAUCCCACGGCAGAAUGGAUUCUCUGUGGCGCAGCCCCAGGCUGUUGACGAUGCAGAUUACUUCGAUACCUUUGGAUUGGUCAAUGACUCUGUUUCUGUGCUGGAAGGCGAGGCUGUUUCGGGCAACGGUAGUCUAGCUAAGGAUCAGGCUGUGCUUUCUUCGGAGGAAAUGAACCAGGCAGUCUAG